AUGUUUAAAAUACUAUUUAUUGCAAUGGUUUUAUCAUUAAAUAUAAGAGACAGUAACGCAGAUAUAGACGAUGAAAACUAUAAUAAUUGGAUCAAAAUUGAUUCAAGAAUUAAAAGAAAUCUAAAAGAAGACUUGAAACAAAAUAACAAAAGUGAAAAAAUGGAGAAGGAAAACCUAACAGAAUGCGUGGGAGAUAAAGAAUUUUGUAACAUGACGAGAGAAGAUUACAUAGCAAUGUUAAAUGAUUACAUAUACCCCCAAACGUACGAAUGGAUCCUUAUUGGCACGCACACAGCAGUAUUCAUUAUAGGAUUGGUUGGGAAUAUGUUAGUGUGUGUAGCUGUAUACAGAAACCACACUAUGCGGACUGUGACAAAUUAUUUCCUAGUAAAUUUAGCAAUCGCAGACUUUAUGGUGCUUUUGUUUUGUUUGCCCGCCACCGUUUUAUGGGAUGUGACGGAAACAUGGUUCUUAGGAGAUGCUUUGUGUAAAAUCCUGCUCUACUUCCAGUCAGUAUCGGUGACGGUGUCGGUGUUGACGCUUACCUUCAUCUCUGUGGACCGCUGGUAUGCCAUCUGCUUCCCUCUCAAGUUUAAAUCUACGAUAAACCGCGCGAAGACUGCUAUAUUCGUCAUUUGGACUGUCUCACUAUUGUUCAAUGCCCCAGAACUUAUUGUUUUGACGACAGUUAAGAUGGUACCACUCAGAUUCGAACUGGAAUACCUCAUACAAUGCACAGCCACUUGGUCUUCUACCAGUGACUUAGUAUGGCAUAUUAUAAAAGUUGUAUUAAUUUAUACGAUACCUCUUGUGUUAAUGACUGUGGCGUACCAUCAAAUUGUUAGAGUUCUGUGGAGCUCAAAGAAAAUACCGGGUCAAGCGGAAACUGUUAAACUUGCAUCAGCGGAACAAACACAACUCCGAUCUCGUCGAAAAGCUGCGAAGAUGUUGGUGGCAGUGGUCGUAAUGUUCGCCGUAUGCUAUUUUCCAGUUCACCUUCUUUCUGUACUAAGAUAUGUAUUGGAUAUGGAGCAAACGGAUGUAAUUACAUUUAUGGCACUCAUAUCCCAUGUACUCUGCUAUGCUAAUUCUGCUAUCAAUCCACUAAUAUAUAACUUUAUGAGUGGUAAAUAUCGCCGAGAGUUUCGUCGUGCAUUUUGUUGUUCCACUAGUUUGACACAUGAAAGAUUGACGACUACAUCGAGGCUAACAACUUCCAAGAAAAAAUACGAGCAAAACUUCGAUAAACCUUACAAAUGUGAACGUGACUCUUUAAAAAUUCAAAAUAACCAUUUAUCCAGGCAUGAUUAUGGACAAGCGUCUUUAAAAAACCAGAAAUAUGAUAUGACAUGCCAGAACCAUGAUAGAUCAAUACACGUUUGUGAUAUGCCGUUAAAAAGCUAUUCAUGUGAUCACAAACGCUUAGGAAACUAUAAAACAGAUCACACAUUUUUUAGUAAUUGUGAUUGUAAUUCCGGCCAAGGACAAGGACACAUAGUAUUGAAUCGCCACAAAUGUGACAUCAAAUGCCACAGUCAUGAUAUGGCUUUUAUAUGCCAGAAACGAUACAAUAAUGUAUGCCAUAAUGGAUGUAGAAAAGUAUGUAAA
This is a messenger RNA of Brenthis ino (lesser marbled fritillary), 1608 nucleotides long. Lineage: Eukaryota; Metazoa; Arthropoda; Insecta; Lepidoptera; Nymphalidae. The record is from the annotation of a GenBank genome assembly.